Messenger RNA from Penicillium cataractarum, 444 nucleotides. RefSeq lists its product as uncharacterized. The transcript is spliced from 3 exons. The record is from RefSeq and is a predicted model, not a curated record. Bases 1 to 444 code for a protein of 147 amino acids. Lineage: Eukaryota; Fungi; Ascomycota; Eurotiomycetes; Eurotiales; Aspergillaceae.
AUGGUUGACCAGCACUUGAACUUGCCUACCUUCAGCUUUGCGCCCGAUCGUGAUGGGCCUAAUGGGUACUUUUCCGUUGGUGGUAUCCCCCCUGUCAAUACGACAGGCAAAACCGCCUCUGUGUCUAUCCUCACUAGCAAGGAUACUCGCUCAAAGCCUUCCAUCAACCGCCCUGACUACUACUACAUCAACAUCGAUGGUGCUAUCGUUGGAGGAACUAACCGAACUAACUCCUCCUCAUUUGCCCCCUUUGUCGGCUUCGUGGAGACCGCUACCACUCUCACUAUGCUCCCUAGCGACAAGUCCGAAUACUCAAAUACCACUAUUGCCACUUCCAUUGCGCGCUCCUUCAACCCACCUGCCACCAUCGCCGCGUCCACCCAACUUUAUCAAGUCCCAUGUAACGUCACUGCGCCCAAUUCGCCUUCACUAUUGACGGUGUGA